This is a messenger RNA of Phanerochaete carnosa HHB-10118-sp, 781 nucleotides long. RefSeq lists its product as uncharacterized. The transcript has a single exon. NCBI's taxonomy places the organism in Eukaryota, Fungi, Basidiomycota, Agaricomycetes, Polyporales, Phanerochaetaceae. The annotation marks the transcript as partial. The record is from RefSeq and is a predicted model, not a curated record.
CAUCUGUGCUGCAGGGCUAUAAGGCUCUAUGCAUUGCUCGACGCGGCUGAUCGCAAGGUGAAUCUCCAGCGACACGAAUCUCCCCAUGGCCAGGGCAGAGAGUUUGCCGUUGUGGAAAAAAGGAUCUCUGGCCAAGGCAACAUCUUCUAGAGUUGUCUGGGGUCAUGUCCUACGACGUUGCAGAAGAGCACACCAAGCUCAAGCUCGUUCUGAUUCAUGCCCAUCACAGCAGCACCGGUCCCCAAAAUGGCCCCAGACUGCUGGUUGGGCCCAUUCGAUUUGUCAAUCAUGAUUGUAACCCCAACUGUGAGGUGGGUAUCAUGAUAUUAGUUUAAACUCAGUGAAUUACUCAGAAUUUAUGUAGUUAGUUGCUCUGGCAGGUACUCCUGCGUUUCUGCUGGCCACCAAGAAGUUCAUUCUCAAGGGGCAGUCUUUGCUCUUGGACUACGGCAAAUCUGAUCUCACACCCUGCUCUUGUAAGACAUGUUCCAAGACAACUUCGGCACCGAGUACACAUCUGCAAACUGGUUCGCAGCCUGAUACAGCUUCCUCCGAGCCAUCUGUACCGCUGCCCUCCAGCACUGAUCGCCCCAAUGUUUCUGCAUCGCGCAAAAAUAAACGAGACCGCCUACAUGCCAGGCAGAAAGCAAAUCGGAAGAAGGGAAAAUGCUUGUCCCAAGGCGCACCCCCGGACAACGUGGGCAACCAGGAAGAGGACAGCGAUGCUCAGCCUCACCGCAAACGGCAGAAACACAGCCCUUCGAGUACGUACCUCCUGUGC